Pieris brassicae (large cabbage white) is the source of this 1687-nucleotide messenger RNA. It is a transcript of the gene Vhl, whose product is annotated as von Hippel-Lindau tumor suppressor homolog. The record is from RefSeq and is a predicted model, not a curated record. The transcript has a single exon. NCBI's taxonomy places the organism in Eukaryota, Metazoa, Arthropoda, Insecta, Lepidoptera, Pieridae. The coding region runs from base 283 to 786 and encodes 167 amino acids.
UAUGAUUCACACUUCAUAGUUCAUUGUUGUUGUUUUGGUGUUUAAGUAAAAUAAUUGCAGAGAUUUAUCUUUCUUUUAUUAGACGUUUAGUUAAUACAAAAUAUUGUUAACUUCAAUAUAAUUUCUAACUUAUUGCCUUUAAUCUUUUUUGAUCAAAUAUAAUUUUCCUAAGAAAAAACUUAAUGGUUUGUAUUUUGUAUUUCAUGAUUUAAGUGUGCCAAAUCAUUAUCAUAAUUAUCGGGCUUAAGCUGCUAUCAGCUAUGUGUUGGCCUCAUUAAAAUUAUGUCGGAGAGUGACGAAAGUGAUUUAGUGUAUGAAAUAGAUGCAAACGGACAAAGCAUGCUUGUAAGAUCUUUGGAAUCAACGCAGCGAGCUUAUCUGAGAUUUACAAAUAAAACAUCGCGUCCAAUAGAUAUUUGGUGGCGAGACUUUCGGGGCGUAAAGCGCCAUUACGUCCGCUUGGAGGAAGGUAGAUACUUUGACGUCAAUUCUUUUAUAACUCAUCCGUGGGAGUUCACGGACGUAGCAACUAAGGAACGGUACGUUAUAAACAAUAAUCCUAUUUACCGACCACCUACAAAUAUAGGCGGUAUGAUGUUUCGCGCAAAUUGGAAUAUUACAAUUGGUGUACGUAGCUUAAGACAUACUGUUUUGCUAGCUUUGGCAUUACAUUUGAAGGACUCUAAUGCCGUAAAUGCAUUGGGUUUACCAAGAGUGCUGGCUGAAGAGUUGCAGCGACUUACUAUACUGUUUCAUACACCCCAACCUCCACCAAGCAGAGAUUGACGAUUUAUGUUAUUUGUAUUUGUACUUCUAAUCUGUGUAUUUACAACUGUAUCUGAAUCAUUAAUGUUAAGUAUAAAUUUUACUACAAGUAUUGUGUAAGAUACAAUUAAUUUGAGCUAUAGAUCAUCAAUUAUUAAUUGUAAAAAUAAUUAGGUAAAUUGCAUUUCAUUUCAGUAAUGAAAUCAUAAUUUAUUAUAAUAAGUAUUCUGUAAAGGCUUUGAUAAUAAAUAAAUAUAAUAACAUUUGUUUAAUAAAAAAAUAAAAAUAAUUUAUAUUUGUCAGGAUCUGUCUAUAAAUUAUGAUCUGAAAGAUUAAUUAUUGUAGUAAUAUUUACACUCAUCUUUCUUCAUAGUUACAUUAAAUACAAAGAAUUAAUAUUAUUGACAUUAAAGACCUCCGGUAAUCCGGCACCCUCUGGUAUCCUACAUUCUCUAUAAUUUAUUAUUAAAAUUUUUUUGACAAUCUUCUCUAAUGCAUAAUUGAAGAAGAUAGCUUUUAUGUACCAAUACUAUUGUGCUGAAAGCUUAAGUUAUUGUUUUGUUCUAUAUAUUGUAAUAUGAUUUGUACUAAUGUACUCUACAUAUAGGAUCUGAGAUUUGUCGGAUUAUAAGUUACUCUUUUGUAAAAAAAUCAGGACUAUAUGGGGUCUUAGGCAGUAUUCUAAAAUCUGCCAAAUUCAAUAGUCCAACACUGCCCUGCAAAAUGUUUUUCGGAUUUGAUAUAUUUAAUAUAUUUUUGUAAAUGUAAAGCAAGUGAUAACUCUUAUAGCUUUAUAUAUGUAAAAUAUUUAUAAAUGUUAAUUGUUAUUUUAUAUAAGUAAUAUGUGCCAUCUUUACUGUUAAUGUAACUAAAUAGAUAUAGGUUUUUUUAUUGUAUUGACAUAAUAAAAUUUCUAGUAUAA